AUGGCGGGGGGCCGCCGGUUGGAGCUAGCGGAAGCCCUGGCGCUGGGGUCUGGCUGGCGGCACGCGUGCCACGCGCUACUCUACGCGCCGGAUCAGGGGCUGCUCUUCGGCCGCAUCCCGCUGCGCUACGCCGUACUGAUGCAGAUGCGCUUUGAUGGGCGCCUGGGCUUCCCUGGAGGUUUCGUGGACGCGCAGGACGGCAGCCUGGAAGAUGGGUUGAACCGCGAGCUGCGGGAGGAGCUGGGCGAGGCGGCGGCCGCUUUCCGCGUGGAGCGCGCGGACUACCGCAGCUCGCAUGCCGGAUCCGGGCCGCGCGUCGUGGCCCAUUUCUACGCCAAGCGCCUGACGCCAGAGCAGCUGGCAGCAGUGGAAGCCGGCGCACCGCGAGCCAAGGACCACGGGCUGGAGGUGCUGGGCCUAGUGCGGGUCCCCCUGUAUACCCUGUGGGAUGGCGUGGGAGGCCUGCCUGCCUUUCUGGAGAAUUCCUUUAUUGGUGCUGCACGGGAGCAACUUCUGGAAGCCCUCCAGGACUUGGGAUUGCUGGACUCUGGCUCCAUCCAGGCCCUUAAGAUCCCAGCUCGUCACUAG
Molecule: messenger RNA, 588 nt
Organism: Orycteropus afer afer
Lineage: Eukaryota; Metazoa; Chordata; Mammalia; Tubulidentata; Orycteropodidae
Gene: NUDT16
Product: nudix hydrolase 16
Exons: 3
Coding region: 1-588 (195 amino acids)
Biological process (GO): mRNA catabolic process; sno(s)RNA catabolic process
Cellular component (GO): nucleus
Molecular function (GO): phosphodiesterase decapping endonuclease activity; snoRNA binding
Source: RefSeq, a predicted model, not a curated record